Eupeodes corollae is the source of this 1137-nucleotide messenger RNA. RefSeq names its product probable 18S rRNA (guanine-N(7))-methyltransferase. Gene Ontology annotation, biological process: rRNA (guanine-N7)-methylation. The transcript is spliced from 4 exons. The record is from RefSeq and is a predicted model, not a curated record. Gene Ontology annotation, cellular component: nucleolus. Lineage: Eukaryota; Metazoa; Arthropoda; Insecta; Diptera; Syrphidae. Gene Ontology annotation, molecular function: rRNA (guanine) methyltransferase activity. The coding region runs from base 121 to 948 and encodes 275 amino acids.
ACUGUCACACGUGUUUUUGUUUUUCUUUCUUCAUGCAAAAACAAAUCUCGAAUUUGCAUUACGUUCGAAGAUUUUUCUUUAAAUUUUGUUGAUUUCAGUUUAUUAUUAAAAACAAUCAGAAUGGCAAGAAGACCAGAGCAUUCAGCUCCACCAGAAAUCUAUUACAACGAAGAUGAGGCGAAAAAAUACUCCAACAACUCCCGAAUUAUAGAGAUCCAAGUGGAAAUGGCUGAACGCGCUGUGGAAUUGCUUAUGCUGCCUGAAGAAGAGACUUGCCUUGUUCUUGAUAUUGGAUGCGGUUCCGGUUUGUCUGGAAGUGUUCUGGAAGACAACGACCACAUGUGGGUUGGGAUGGACAUAUCAGAUGCAAUGUUAAAAAUAGCCGUGGAACGUGAAGUAGAAGGUGACUUAAUCCUUACAGAUAUGGGCCAAGGGGUCCCGUUUAAACCAGGUACUUUCGAUGGGGCAAUAUCAAUAUCCGCCCUUCAAUGGCUCUGCAAUGCUGACAAAACAUCUCACAAGCCCCACAAAAGACUCUAUAAGUUCUUUUCCACUCUAUUUUCUGCUUUGACGAGAACUGCCAGAGCUGUAUUUCAGUUUUACCCAGAGAACGCCGCUCAAAUUGAAAUGGUUACGGAACAAGCUAUGAAAGCGGGUUUCUUUGGAGGUCUUGUUGUUGACUAUCCCAAUUCGACCAAGGCAAAAAAAUAUUUCCUAGUUCUUAUGACUGGCGGGGUUGGACCAAUGCCAAAAGCCUUAGGAACCGAGGAAGACGAGAAGCGUAUAGCUUAUACCAAAAAGCGUGAGAUGACACGAGAUAUUCGUGGAAAACCUCCAAAGAAAUCCAGAGACUGGAUUCUGGCAAAGAAAGAACGCCAACGAAGACAAGGUCGUGAUACUCGACCAGAUACUAAAUACACAGGUCGCAAGAGGAGUGGAAGAUUCUGAAGGCAUGGUCACUCAUGAAUAUCGUUUUAUUUUACAUAUUACUCUAAGUCUUCACAAUUUUGCUAAGGUUUUUCUAUAGAAUCGGGAUUGUUCAAUCGUCCUUUUUAUUUCUCCUAGGUUUAUCGUAGGAUGCUUCCAUGUUACCAACAAUAAAGAAUAGAAUUACACCAACAACAACACCAUAUAUAA